Molecule: messenger RNA, 2706 nt
Organism: Malaclemys terrapin pileata
Lineage: Eukaryota; Metazoa; Chordata; Testudines; Emydidae
Gene: KIF9
Product: kinesin family member 9
Exons: 21
Coding region: 82-2580 (832 amino acids)
Biological process (GO): microtubule-based movement
Molecular function (GO): microtubule binding; ATP binding; microtubule motor activity
Source: RefSeq, a predicted model, not a curated record
UAAAGAAAGAACUUCACUCUCCGGGACCAUCAGUCGUUCACUAGCACUAAAUACAUUUUGAAGUAAUAACAUAGAAAGUGCAUGUUCAUGUGUAUCUGUUUCAUCUCCUCCAGGUGUCCCCACAAGCCAUUAUCUGUAUUAGUUGUUACAAUGAGUGCAAAAGAAAAUAAAGUACAUGCAUUUGUGCGAGUCAAGCCAACAGCUAAUUUUCCUCAAGACAUGAUCAAGUAUGGGCCAGACAAUAAGAGCAUAGAUAUUUACAUCAGGAGGGAUGUUAAGAAAGGAGUCGUCAAUAACAAGCAGACUGAUUGGUCCUUUAAACUGGAUGGUGUUCUUCACAAUGCCUCCCAGGAUUCGGUUUAUGAUGCAGUAGCUAGGGACUUGGUAUCCCAAGCUCUGGAUGGCUAUAAUGGCACUAUAAUGUGCUAUGGGCAAACAGGAGCUGGUAAAACAUACACCAUGACAGGAGCAACCGAAAACUACAAGCAUAGAGGAAUCAUACCCCGAGCUAUACAGCAGGUGUUCAGGGCAGUUGAAGAACACAUCGAUCAGUCCAUCACUGUCCGAAUAUCCUACCUGGAAAUCUACAACGAGACUCUGUUCGACCUUCUCUCCACUAUGCCUCAUGACAUGUCCGGUGACACUCACAUGGCUGUCGUGGAGUACCCACAGGGUGUCUUUGUGAAGGGCUUAUCUAUGCAUCCAGCCAGCCACGAGGAAGAUGCUUUAAAUCUCCUGUUUGAGGGUGAGACCAACAGAAUAAUAGGUGAACAUACUCUGAAUAAAAAUUCAUCCAGGUCCCAUUGCAUAUUCACUAUCUAUAUUGAGUCUCAUUCCAGAAUUUUGUCAGAUGCCAAAUACACUGCUUCAAAAAUUAACCUAGUGGAUCUGGCAGGUUCAGAAAGACUGGGGAAGACUGGGUCCGAGGGGCAGGUUCUGAAAGAAGCCACAUAUAUCAACAAAUCUUUGUCAUUCCUUGAGCAAGCUAUCAUUGCACUGGCUGAUCGUAAGAGGGACCACGUCCCCUUCCGGCAGAGCAAGCUCACCCAUGCCCUUAAGGAUUCAUUAGGGGGAAACUGCAAUACAGUCCUGGUGGCAAAUAUCUAUGGUGAAGCUGUUCAGAUAGAGGAGACUCUCUCCUCUCUCCGUUUUGCUACCAGAAUGAAAUGGGUCACAACGGAGCCAGCCAUCAAUGAGAAAUAUGACCCAGAGCGGAUGGUCAAGAAUCUGGAGAAGGAGAUUGUUCUUCUGAAGCAGGAACUAGCCAUGCAUGACAGCUUGGUCAACCGUUCUCUGGUGAAUUAUGACCCUCUGAAUGAAAUCCAGAUAGCAGAGAUUAACUCUCAAGUCCGCAGGUACCUAGAAGGAGCCACAGAUGAUAUUGAUAUAAUGAACAUCAGGCAAAUCCAAGAGGUAUUUAACCAGUUCAAAGUGAUUUUAAGCCAACAGGAGCAGGAAGUGGAAGCCAGACUACGAAACAAAUACACCCUGAUAGACAAAGGUGACUUUGCAGCCAUUACUGCUGCUCAGAAGGCAGGCCUGGUUGAUGCAGAGGGCCAUCUAGUGGGGGAAGUGGACGGACAGGGCUUCGGGAUUGGAGUUGCUCCUUUAUCCAAACCCGGCGGGAAGAAAGUUAAAGCCAAGAAAGCCAAAGAGCAGCUUAGCCCCAUUACCAGGAAGGAAGGAUUGGGAAGCCCUGUUUUGGGGAAAGAUCUGGAUUCUGUUUCCCCAUCAAGGAGUCAGCUGGUAACUUCCGCAAAGGAUUUGGAUGUGAAGGAGGGACUAAUACGGGAGCAGGAUGCAGCUAGUAUUGAAACACAUCGCUCGGAGUCAGUGCCCAAGGAGGAGUCCCACCGACCGAGUUCCCCUCCCGCUAAGCUGGUGGCAUUUGAGGAGUUUAAAAACGAGCGAGGAAGUGAGAUCAACCGGAUCUUUAAGGAGAACAAAGCCAUCCUCAGCGACAGGAAGAAGAAAGCGAGCGAGAUCACCCACAGACUCAACCUAAUAAAACAGGAGAUGGACAUCACCAAACAGGCCCUCGGGGCCCAGAAGAAGGAGAGGGAGGAGCAGGGCGAGUAUGUGAAUGAGGAAGGACAGAUCAUAAUUGACGAGGAGGAAUUUUUACUGGUCAUGAAACUUAAGGAUCUGAAGAAACAGUACAGGUGUGAUUUUGAUGAACUGCGGGACCUGAAAGCAGAAGUCCAAUACUGUCAGCAUCUGGUGGAUCAGUGCCGCAACAGACUAAUCUCAGAAUUUGAAAUCUGGUACAAUGAGUCCUUCCUUAUCCCUGAGGAUGUGCAGGAAGCGAUAAAGCCUGGAGGCAACAUCAGACCUGGAAUGAUUCCCAUGAACAGAGUCCUGUGUCUGGAUGAAGAUGAGCAGGAGCGGUUUGACCGGCUGCAGGGGGAAGUGCUGCCAGCCUGUCCCGAUUCCACCUCUUUCUACAAUGCCAAAAUGAAGACUGAUCAGAAGCACAAGUACUUUAGAGCCAUGGCCGCCCUCCAGCAAAUGCACAAGAAACCUGGACUCAUCACAGCUACGGUGAAGAACAAACCCCCGGCGGCGCUCCAUGUCAUAUAGCAGGGGCAGGACAGAGCCAUUUGCCUUGUGUUCUAUACAAGGAAAUGAACAAAUUGACCUCAGAAAACUGUCAGCAUUGAUUUCCACGAGAGACUUCUCAGAAAAUAAAACUGGGCUAGUGACAAA